This is a messenger RNA of Dentiscutata heterogama, 364 nucleotides long. The record is from the annotation of a GenBank genome assembly. Lineage: Eukaryota; Fungi; Glomeromycota; Glomeromycetes; Diversisporales; Gigasporaceae.
CUUCUUAUUUUCAUUAAAUGAUCUUGAUAAUCCUCAAAGCGCAAAAUUAGGACGCGUUACUAAUAGUGAUUAUGCAGUUUAUUGCCAUAAUUACUGUGGUCCAACUUUCGGAGGCAGUCCAGCACUCGGAGGCGGUUCAUUAUUCGGAAGCGGUUCAACACCUGGAGGCGGUUCAUUAUUUAGAAGCAGUUCAACACUUGGAGGCGGUAUCGGAAAUAUUCAGACAUCUAGAGAUAGUCACGAUUUACACGUUCCAAAUAACGGGAAUAUUUGGCAAUGUAAUGUAUAUUCCUACCCUGAUAUUGGAAUCCCAAAUUCAUUUACAAUCUCAGAUUAUGAAGUGUUCCAAGUAAUUAAAAAUUAG